Messenger RNA from Strongylus vulgaris, 399 nucleotides. The record is from the annotation of a GenBank genome assembly. Lineage: Eukaryota; Metazoa; Nematoda; Chromadorea; Rhabditida; Strongylidae.
AUGAAACAGACCGGUCUGCGAUUCUUUACGCCGCGUCCGCUGAACACGCUCGGCGACGUGCCCGCCAUCGGUGUGGAAUCGAGCCGAGUGGACAUCAGCAGACAGUUGCCUCACUUGCCCACUCCGUUCAACCCGGCUGUUAUGGCCGCUCAGCUCGGCAUGUUCAGCAAUCCACAGCUGCUCAACAUGAUGCAGUAUAAAGCGAUUAAGCGUUUGGAUGGACUCCCGCUGCGGUUGCAAGCUAUUCCGAAACGAGCGCGAUAUGAAAAAGCGAACACCGGCUGCCCUUUGCCACGACUAAUUGGCAACGUGUUGGCAAAGCGGCCACUGAAAACAUCGAAUAACGAGCCACAAUUCAUUUCGGUGAAAAUCGUCAAAGAGGUGAUCGACCCACCAUGA